UAUAUAUACAUCGUUUUUGGGGGGAUAUAUCACAUCCAAAACAUUGCUUUACAUUCACACUGUCUGGAGGUCCCUCUGGCUGCCUCCCUCCGCCCUCCCGCAGCCUUCACAACCCUGAGGAACACCACGAAUUACCACCCACAAAAUUAAGCUAAGCAAUGCCAAAGCAAAAAGAGAAUGAUGAUGAUCCUGUGUGCGUGCCCCUCCAGGAGAGUCCGGUGGGGGACAUGGCCCCCAACAGCACCAUCUGUGACACAUCACAGGAAGACAGUGAGAUCCAGGAUGGGGAGAGGAGUGUGCAGAGCAGUGAAGCAGUGGACAGCUUUCUUACUUUAGAUGUAACAGGAGAAACUGAUGAAGGAGUUGAAAGUAGUGCAGAAGUGAGCACCAUGCCUGAGGGAGUGGAGCUGGACACCGAGGGAGAUGUGUCACUAGUUGAGGAGACGCCAAUAGGACCACCCACUGCCUUGGAUGUGGUACCCUCAUAUGACAGUGGUUUCAAAGGUGUUCUGACAGAUGUGGAGUUCAGCAUGCUCACCGGCAAGAAGAUCAAUGAUGCCCGGCCCAAGCAGUCUUGUUUUAAUUGCCUCGGCGACCACAACAUGAGUAACUGCUCCCAGCCCCUUGACCAGUCCAAAAUAUCCACCAACAGAAGGAAACACAUGAACACCCGAGUCUCCAGCGUGAGAUACCAUGAAGAUUGUGAGAACAAAUUUGGACAGUACCAGCCUGGAAAGAUCAGUGAGAACCUCCGCUAUGCACUGGGACUGAGACCAAACCAGUUGCCACUGUUUAUAUACCGAAUGCGUGUCCUGGGCUAUCCUCCGGGCUGGCUGAAGGAGGCAGAGGUUCAUCAGGCAGAUGUGAAGAUGUAUGAUGCAUCAGGACAAAAAGUGUCACACCCUGAUGAAGAGGAGGGGGAAGCAGAGCCAACAACAGUGAAGUACAAACCAGAGAAGCUUGUCUCUUACCCGGGCUUCAAUGACAAUCUGCCUCGUGGUGUUUUAGAUGAGUGCCAGUGGUAUAACUUUCCACCAAUGCAACCAUGCCACCAAAAAUCAGAGUUCCUGUAUUACAUGAACCAGAACAAGGCUGAAGCUUACAAGAAAAAGAAACUCAAGGAUUCAGAACUGAGAAGCAAGACUCCUCCGCCUACAAUAGAAAUGGAUGUAGAUGGUGACACUGAUAAGGGCAAAGCAGAGGACAUUGUCUUCAACCCUCCAUUGCCUGAUGAGCCUCCUGUCCUGCCACCUCUACCAAAAGAACCUUCACCAUCUCCAUCACCCACUAAGAGAGCUCAUGAAUUGGAAGAAGGAGAAAUUAGUGAUGACUCACAAGACUCAGUGGGUGGCCUGAUUGUCAAGAAGCAGAAGAUUCUGGAGGAACUAGACAAGAAAAACACACAGAAGGACAACAAAGAGGGGAAAGGUUCAGAGGAUGAGGAUAAAACAGACAUUAACAGCAGCAGUGACAAAGUAAACCAAGAGGACUCAGAAGACAGCCAGUUGUCCCAGCCAUCUGCUGCAGACCUGGCCCAGUCCGAAAACUCGUGUAGUGGGGAUGGCACAGGGGACGAAGCACACAAGACUAAGCGGCACCACCGGUCUCACUCCAAAGGCUUCAAACUGGGGACAAUGAUUCCAGACUCCUGCACACCCUUCAAGUCUUUGCCCUCCUCAGAGAAGUGGACAGUUGAUGUAUCAGAUCAUAUCGUAUUUGACAACUUACCAGAUGCGCUUGGAACAUGGGAUAAAAUGAAAGGCAUUAUGGGAAAAGUGAAAAGUAAAAUGAGUUUAUUGCAUGCUGAUGAGGGUGAUUAAGGUAAAGAUUUUAUUUAACAACGGAGUUAGAAAUAACAGACAGGAUCAUGACGAGGACCGUAACACCUUGCAGUCUGUUGAUAAGUUAACACACUAAUAGGUUCAUUUUCAGAUGGCAUAGUGUGGCCUUAGGUUAAGGAUACAUAGUUUUCAUUUCACAGUUUACAUGGAAUAUUUCUGACCAUUGUAGGUGUUAAGUUAAUCUCUAGAUAUCAUAGCAGAUACAUUGUUCUCAUAUUGCACUUGGUGUAUAUUAAAUUCAUCUGAUCAUUUUAGGAGUUUUGGCAGUGUACAAAAAAAAAAGGUGUAUUACAUUUCUCAUUAUUUGUAA
Molecule: messenger RNA, 2151 nt
Organism: Eriocheir sinensis (Chinese mitten crab)
Lineage: Eukaryota; Metazoa; Arthropoda; Malacostraca; Decapoda; Varunidae
Product: zinc finger CCHC domain-containing protein 8 homolog
Exons: 10
Coding region: 159-1820 (553 amino acids)
Cellular component (GO): catalytic step 2 spliceosome
Molecular function (GO): RNA binding
Source: RefSeq, a predicted model, not a curated record